AUGUAAUAAUAAAAUGAUGAAUAGAUAAGGUUGAAUAUACCAAUAGAGUAAUAUUAAUUGCCUUAAUAACUUGAUGGUACUAACAAAUGAUUAUAGAAAGGGUUUGCUUAGCCAGUAAUGUUCAAAUGUAGUAGUUGUUAAGUUGAAGCAAUAUCUAUCUUAUAGCAUAAGCCAGGGACACAUACUUGGUUGUGCUGUUUUACUCUUUGCAUUUUAGGAGCAUUUUUAGCAUUUUUACCAUUUUAUAUGAAAGAUUGCUAGGAUGUUACACAUGUUUGUCCAGCUUGUAGUCAAGCAGUAUAAAUAUUAGGAAUAUAUAAUAGAUAGGAGUAAGACAAUUUAAGGCUUGCUGAUGAAAUAAGACAUAUUAUAA
This is a messenger RNA of Paramecium sonneborni, 373 nucleotides long. The record is from the annotation of a GenBank genome assembly. Lineage: Eukaryota; Ciliophora; Oligohymenophorea; Peniculida; Parameciidae.